AUGAAUCGACAACCAAGUGAGAAAGCAACAACUUCCAACCAGAAAACUCCAAGACUUCAUCUUCACUUCUUUGUUGGGGGCUCCUGUUUGUCAAGGAUCAAGCGGCAUAGGAUAUCCGAAUCCAGCGACACACAGAUUGAAAAAAUCAUCGGGGCUGUAUUGAAUCAUGUCAAUGAAAUGACACGACUCAUAGGCACUUUCCCAUCAAUUUCUCGAGGUGACCAAGGGGCAUUGGAUAAUUUACCCUCGGUAGAUCAUUGCAAGCACAUUAAAAUCGCUGAAGAUGCAUCUACUCGAUUUUAUGAUUUGCUCAUCACACAUCCCUCCAAAAUAUAUUCCAAGUAUCGAAAUUCCAAAUGGAUAAACGAUUACAAGGGAACUCUGGAGCAGUUUGGUUUGCGCAAAAGGCUUUUGGAGGAUCUGUCCAAUAUGUCCAAGAAUCUGAAGUACAAACCGGGGCUGGUAACUAUAGAAGAACUAAAUACACUCCCAAAUAUCUACCGCCCGCUCCGUCAUCAAUUUCGCUUAGAGGUUUUAAGAAGAGAGGACGCAGCCUUAACGGUUAGCUUGAUGGAGAAUGGCGUCGAGAUGCACGGACUCUUAACCGGUCAAAUUGAUUAUGAUUCAUUUGAUCCUACCGAGCUCGAGCUGCAAGUGGUCAAUGAAGACCUCGAUUGCGAGACCGAUAGUCAUAUCUACUCCCAUCGCUAUAUCACCAGAUUUGAAGAAGUCAAUGAAGAGCACGUAACUAAAUUGACUAACUUCAAAUUUCAAAAUGUCUUUGGGCCGUCAGACAGGCAAGAAUUGGUAUCGAAGUCAGGCGAUGAUUCUGUUCGCAGAGUAGAGUCUGCCACAGAGGAGCAAAGGUCUCAGGGCAGGGAAGUCCACAAUGUUAAUACAAAAAGAAACGAGGCGCUGUUGUCUGUAGCGGACAUUUAUAUCCGUAUUUUGGUCGAAUCGUGUUCCGAGAAUCAGGGAAAGAUCCUUGGGACACAAUCUGUACCCACUCAAGCGGCCGUUGUGUCAAUUUCUGGCCAGAUCGAUGCCGUAGAUCGUGAUUUGCGCAAUACGAUGAAUAUGACGGCGCAUCCCAAACUCAACACGGAGGAAGGACAAACAGGGUUUGCACCCUACUCCCAGGAGUGGAUCUUCAGCACGAUAAAGAACGCAGUGUUUGAAAACAGUGCAGAUAGAGAGGGAAUGAUGCUCACGUAUACCUACUACUUCUUCACUCAGUAA
Psilocybe cubensis is the source of this 1239-nucleotide messenger RNA. RefSeq lists its product as uncharacterized. The transcript has 5 exons. NCBI's taxonomy places the organism in Eukaryota, Fungi, Basidiomycota, Agaricomycetes, Agaricales, Agrocybaceae. The record is from RefSeq and is a predicted model, not a curated record. Bases 1 to 1239 code for a protein of 412 amino acids.